CAUAUCAGCACAUACAACUCUCAUCUCACCCUCAGACGUGCUCAGACUAAGGACAUACUUCUUCUGAAGAUUAUCAAAAUGGAGUUCUGCUUUGGAUUACUUCAGACCCGCAGGUCUAACACCUCAUGGAUCAGCUUAACCUUUCUUUGCUCAAUGCUGUGCAUGUGGACUAGAGUGGAGUGCUGGUCCUACUACUACUCUGACACCGUCAUGAAUUGGGAAAAUGCCAGAGCCUGGUGCCAGGAGAACUACACAGACAUGGUGGCCAUCCAGAACCAGGAGGAGAUCGGGUAUCUCAACAGCUCUCUGCCCAGGAAAGUCUACUACUACUGGAUCGGGAUCCGCAAGGUCAAUAAGGUAUGGACCUGGGUAGGAACCAACAAGAGUCUUACAGCAGAAGCAACCAACUGGGCAAAAGGCGAACCAAAUGGCAGGAAUAAAAGGCGUAAGAUGGAAAAUGAGGACUGUGUGGAGAUGUACAUUAAAAGGGAGUCGCAGCCGGCCAAGUGGAAUGAUGAGAGGUGCGGGAAGCUGAAGACCGCUCUGUGCUACUCAGCUGCCUGUAAAGACAACAUGUGCCGCUAUGGAGACUGCGUAGAAACCAUCAACAGCCACAAGUGUGCUUGCUUUGAAGGCUUUUACGGAGAUAAGUGCGAGCAAGUUGUGAAAUGUAACGCUGAGGAAGUGAAAGUUCCAGAUAAAGGAAGUGUAAACUGUACUCACACGUUUGGAAACUUCUCCUACGCCUCCGUGUGCCAGUAUUCCUGUGAGGAAGGAUACCAGCUGAGUAUGUCAAAACACUUGACCUGCACAGCGUCCAAACAGUGGUCAGAGCAGCCUCCUACAUGUGAAUUGGUCCAGUGUGAGCAGAUGUCUAGUCCAGCGAGAGGAUCCAUGAAGUGCUCCGGUCCUCUGGGCUCCUCCAGCUUCCAGGCCACCUGUGCGUUUACCUGUGAUGAAGGCUAUGUACUCGCUGGUUCCCAGUCUAACACUCUGCAAUGUGAAGCGUCAGGAUUAUGGAACGACUCAAAGCCGUUUUGUGUUGGUGUCCAGUGCCCGUAUCUGCAGGAGCUAGAUAACGGCGUUGUCAGCUGUGAAGGCGAUGCAGAUGUGAGGUUCAGCUACGGAAACACCUGCAGCUUCAGCUGUGCUCCCGGCUACCACCUGGUGGGACCGAGCAGGGCGACAUGCACGUCAGCUGCUGAGUGGAGUGAGAGGAUGCCUCGCUGCGAAGCCAUCACUUGCCAAAAUCCAGAAGGAGACGCUCACAUCAUCACCCAGUGCAGCCAACAUUUGACUGAGCUGCGGCCGGGCUCCACCUGCAGCUUCAGCUGUGAAGCAGGCUUUGAACUGCAGGGAGCGCACACCACUCAGUGUUCUGAGGACGGACAGUGGAGUAAAGUCUUACCUACCUGCACAGUGGUCCAGUGUGAGCAGAUGUCUAGUCCAGCGAGAGGAUCCAUGAAGUGCUCCGGUCCUCUGGGCUCCUCCAGCUUCCAGGCCACCUGUGCGUUUACCUGUGAUGAAGGCUAUGUACUCGCUGGUUCCCAGUCUAACACUCUGCAAUGUGAAGCGUCAGGAUUAUGGAACGACUCAAAGCCGUUUUGUGUUGGUGUCCAGUGCCCGUAUCUGCAGGAGCUAGAUAACGGCGUUGUCAGCUGUGAAGGCGAUGCAGAUGUGAGGUUCAGCUACGGAAACACCUGCAGCUUCAGCUGUGCUCCCGGCUACCACCUGGUGGGACCGAGCAGGGCGACAUGCACGUCAGCUGCUGAGUGGAGUGAGAGGAUGCCUCGCUGCGAAGCCAUCACUUGCCAAAAUCCAGAAGGAGACGCUCACAUCAUCACCCAGUGCAGCCAACAUUUGACUGAGCUGCGGCCGGGCUCCACCUGCAGCUUCAGCUGUGAAGCAGGCUUUGAACUGCAGGGAGCGCACACCACUCAGUGUUCUGAGGACGGACAGUGGAGUAAAGUCUUACCUACCUGCACAGCAAUGGGAUGUCCUGCUCCUGAGAUCCCAACAGGAGCCCAGAUCAGCUGCAGCCUUUCUCUGUCUUCACCUGCUUCUACCGUGACCCCCCAUCCGCUUGGUAAGGUCUGCACGUUCAUCUGUGAUGAAGGCCAUGAGCUGCAAGGUGCACCCAGCAUGGAGUGCGCAAAUCUAGGCCGGUGGAGCUCCACACCACCAAGCUGCACAGCAGUGAGAUGCCCAUCGCUCGAGGCUCCUGAAAACGGUGACGUUAACUGUUCCAACGCCGAGCCGGUGUACAACUCACAGUGCUCCUUCACCUGCAAUCAAGAUCACUCACUAGACGGACGUGACCUGCUGACCUGUGAUCGUCAUGGCAAUUGGACUGGAGAGAGACCCAACUGCCAAGCUCCAGUGUCACAGAUGUCUGCCAUUGUUUCUGGUUCGGCAGUAGGGGGCGCUCUGUCAUUAACCGGUCUGUCUCUGGCAAUAUGGAUCCUAAAACGACUGAGGCAGAAAGGCUCCAAGUUUGAGCUAAACAGCAACUCUGACAUAGAGGAUCCUCCACAGGUCUACAAAAACAGCAUCGAGAGCCUCAUCUAGUGGGACAACGUGGGACACUUUUAUACAUCAGUUAGCUGUGAACAAUAUGAAACAUUUGUACAUAACUUCUUAAUUUAUAUUUAUGCUGAGAAUAAAUGUUUUCAGACCUUUGCGUUUGAUUAUUCUAUUUUGUUUUGUUGAAUUUCAUGAUGAUUUGUGAUGUUCCGACAUUUAUUUCCUCCAAAAGGGGAGUUUUACAUAGAACACAUUGUUCUACAGCUUUUAUGAGCGUGCUGGAAAGAUGACUCUAUUCAUGUUAUUGUAGAUUGCCAUGUCAUGAGUAUUUAGGUACUAUUUAUUGACAGAUGCUUAAUGCUAAUAAUUUGUAUUUCUGUAUGUUUAAAGCAGUGCUUUUAUUAUUAAUAAAACUUUAAACUAUCA
Cottoperca gobio is the source of this 2949-nucleotide messenger RNA. Its product is annotated as E-selectin-like. Gene Ontology annotation, biological process: cell adhesion. Bases 79 to 2568 code for a protein of 829 amino acids. The transcript is spliced from 15 exons. Gene Ontology annotation, cellular component: membrane. NCBI's taxonomy places the organism in Eukaryota, Metazoa, Chordata, Actinopteri, Perciformes, Bovichtidae. The record is from RefSeq and is a predicted model, not a curated record.